CGCAAAAUAGCCAAUUGUAGGCCAAGUGUGUUAUUUUUAAUAACGCAUGCCCGCAUAGAACACGGCGUCUGUCUGUGGCCGUUGACCCUUGUUGUUGAGUUAACCAUCGUGGAUGUUCAAUGUACCAUCGAAAAGCAUCAAGUUACUAAACUUUAUCUGCAGUUUUUUUCAUUCAUUUUAUUGAACCGCAUCGUCUUUUUUCGGUCGAGUUUUGUGAGACGACUCUCGUGCGUUAUGGGUACAUAACGCACGCUUCGUAACGAUUUUGUUUUAAUCGUAUUAAAAGUUUGAUAACCAAGUAUGUAGUGUGAAAACAAAGAAGAAUUCAGAAAAAGUAAAGAUUAGUGUUAAACCAAGUUUUUAUCAGCUGAUAAUCAUGGCUGAAAUAUACUUUGAAGAAUCAACCAUCAAGUUGGAAAGUACUACUUCUUCAAGUGAAGACGAUGAUGAGGUAGUUGCACAAGAUGAUGAUCCUAAAGAUACAAAUGAAAAAGGAUUUCAUGACUUACCUGCUAAAUCAAAGCAAAAGUAUGAGGCAACAUACAAGAAAUUCAUGGAGUGGAAAGUACAAAAGGGUUACACCGACUUUACAUCGCAUGUGCUUCUCACAUACUUUAAAGAAAUGUCAGAAAAAUUUAAAGCGACUAGUUUAUGGGCAACUUAUUCAAUGCUAAGAAGUGUGAUACUGACCAAACACAAUGUGAAUAUACAUGACUUUUCACCAUUGUUAGAAUUUUUAAAGACUAACUCUAAGGGCUACGUUCCUAAGAAAGCAGAGAUUCUUGAACCAGAACACAUUAGAAGAUUUUUAACUGAUGCUCCAGAUGAUAAAUAUUUGGUUGUUAAGGUAGCACUCGUGAUCGGAAUAAUCGGUGCCUGCCGACGCGAGGAGCUGACGAAUCUCACUAUCAACGACGUCGAAGACCACGACACGAUGCUGUUCAUCAAGAUCGAAAAAACGAACUCACAGAUACAGCGUACCUUCACGAUAACUUCCGAGUUCUACCUCAUGUGCAAGAAGUACAUGAAACUGAGGCCGGAAAAUCCCUGCACCACCAGAUUUUUCCUGAACUAUCACAACGGCGCCUGCACGAGGCAGCCGAUCGGCAUCAACAAAUUCGGCUCGAUGCCAAAGGAGAUCGCCAAAUUUCUGUGCCUGCCGAACCCCGAGCUCUACACGGGCCACGCUUUCCGACGCACUUCGGCCGUACUGCUUAACGAUGCCGGAACCGGCAUCACGACGCGCGAGCUCAGCAGGUUCGGUUGUUUCAGUCCUCGUUUGGAGUACCUGCUGCAAAGAGCGGAGCCCGAUAAGCAGGGAUCCGCCUCCGGCAAGAAUUCGAAACAUCUGAACCAGGAGACGAUUUCGCGCCUGGACCAGCAGAAUUUGAAGCGAAUGAGAACCUUUCCGUCGCCGGCGACGCUAUUGGCCAAUAAAAUUCCACGACUUCAAAAGUCUUCUACUACAAAUACACACGGCGCUUCCAAUAAAGUUCAGGAGACUUCAAAAAAGUCUUAUGGCAGUGAUCCACCGUCUUGGUUCACCAAAGCAAUGGACGAAAUGAAAGGGCUCAUCGCGGAAACGAGGCGAGAAUUUAAUGCACGAAUCGAUCAUCUUCAAAACUGUGUGGAUGCACUGCUACCUAAUAAUAUGGAAGGUCAACAUGAAAUUGUAAUGCCAGAAUCGAAAUUCGAUCCAUUAGAAAUAAAUCUGCCCGAUACAGACUUGGAGUUUUCGUGAACAGUUGCCUCUUGACGCUCAAGAAAACAAAUGUAUAAAUAUAUGGUUCAAAACGUUGUAAAUUCAACGUUAAUGGUAGUCAUUAGCUAUAAAAAUUAAAAAAGUUCUCUUUAUUUUUUAUUUUAAGGACAAAACUUAGUUUUUAAACAAAUGUGAACCCAUGAUCUCUAUAAAUUUGUUGUAUCGUGUUAUGCUAUCUUGUUAAAAAGUAUUGCAGUAUUUAUGGAUAUAUUGUACGAAAUAAAGCUAGUUCAAACAAUAACUUUCAAUGUAUGCAGUAAUUUUGUAAUUUUGUAAUUAUAAAGUUUAUAUAAAUUUAA
This is a messenger RNA of Trichogramma pretiosum, 2061 nucleotides long. RefSeq lists its product as uncharacterized. The transcript is spliced from 3 exons. NCBI's taxonomy places the organism in Eukaryota, Metazoa, Arthropoda, Insecta, Hymenoptera, Trichogrammatidae. The record is from RefSeq and is a predicted model, not a curated record. Bases 377 to 1741 code for a protein of 454 amino acids. Gene Ontology annotation, biological process: DNA recombination; DNA integration. Gene Ontology annotation, molecular function: DNA binding.